UUAAGACAAGGAAUCGCUGCCACAGUCAGCUGACUCUCAGCUGGAUAUUGUUUACAGCUGUAAUAUUAAGCUUUAUUUACUUAGAAAAUCUGCCCAUACAAUGAUAGAUUGGGUGACGGUGAUUAAGGUAUUCACAGGAGGAAGAUCCAUACAUAAAGAUGAUUGCUUGCACUUCCUGACUGCCCUGGUGGAGGAUGGUGGCAAGAAGUAAACUUAAUGUGUUAUUUUUGGGAAAAAUAGUUAUUGCUAUUGCAAGUGUGAUUUUUUACUGUGAAUUCUUGCACUACUAUAUUGUUAUAUCUCAAUGUCAGUGGCCUGCAUUGAAUCCAGAAACUGCCAAUCACAAUGUAACUGAUCAUGGAACUCGGCUUCAUGGUAUGAUUCUUGCAGACACCCACUUACUGGGUAGCAUAAACGGACAUUGGUUUGAUAAGUUACGCAGAGAAUGGCAGAUGCACCGUGCCUUUCAGACAACUGUUGCCCUUCACAGACCAAAGGUGUUCAUAUUUUUAGGCGAUCUCUUCGAUGAAGGAAAGUGGUGCACUCCUGGGGAAUUUGAAGACUAUGUGGCAAGAUUUCAUGAUUUGUUUUAUGUCCCAGAAGACUCUCAUGUGCUCAUAGCAGUUGGCAACCAUGAUAUUGGGUUUCAUUACAGCAUAAGUCCGUACCUCGUGAGUCGCUUUCAAUGGGCGUUUGGUGUUGGUGCGGUGAAGCUGCUGCAGAUUGAGGGUGUAACCUUCGUCAUCAUCAACAGCAUGGCUAUGGAGGGAGACGACUGUUUCCUCUGUAAGCCAGCACUCGGCAAGAUCAAAAGCAUAUCUAAACAAUUAAGCUGUGCUGCAGGCAACAACGAUGCUUGUGAACACUGGCAAAGUCCUGAGCUUAAGCAGUACAGUCAGCCAAUCAUCUUGCAGCACUAUCCACUUUUUCGUGAUUCUGAUGCAGUGUGUAACGAGUCAGAUGAAGCACCAGAAGAUGUGAAAUAUAUUAACUUCAGGGAACGAUGGGAAUGUAUUUCAAAAGAUUCAACAGAACUGUUGUUGGAUGAGUUAUCACCCCGGCUGGUUUUCAGUGGUCAUACCCAUCAUGGCUGCCAUAUAAAGCACUUUAACAAAGGAUCAACAAUACAUGAAUACACUAUUUCCUCAUUCUCGUGGCGUAAUAAAAAUAAUCCAACAUUUUCUAUGCUGACUGUGAGUUCCAACAACUACUCCAUCUACAAGUGCCACAUGCCGCAAGAGGCAACAGUGAUCGUAAUUUAUACUGUUGCCGCAUUUGUUUUGAUAGCAUGCAUGGUAAAGAAAAAACUCCAAUCACAGAGUAUUAUAUAUACAAAAGUGUCUAGAUACAUAGAUUAGGA
This is a messenger RNA of Procambarus clarkii (red swamp crayfish), 1360 nucleotides long. RefSeq names its product Per1-like protein PGAP5 (gene PGAP5). Gene Ontology annotation, molecular function: hydrolase activity. NCBI's taxonomy places the organism in Eukaryota, Metazoa, Arthropoda, Malacostraca, Decapoda, Cambaridae. Gene Ontology annotation, biological process: GPI anchor biosynthetic process. The record is from RefSeq and is a predicted model, not a curated record.